This is a messenger RNA of Amoebophrya sp. A25, 2431 nucleotides long. The record is from the annotation of a GenBank genome assembly. Lineage: Eukaryota; Dinophyceae; Syndiniales; Amoebophryaceae.
ACAAUGCGUGCGCUGGUGAGACUCGACAGAGAAUCUGGAUUUUACUGUUUCUACUGUUUCUUGUAGUUCUAGCUAGACCGUAUAAUUGGACACAGCUAAUACACCUCGUCAAACUCAGAAGCAUACGCAACUCUCCUGCUCCAUUAGAAGGCUGGUUUGGUUCAACAACCCUCUUACUUUGUACCAUCAAGUACAUCCAAAGUAGACAACAUCGACAACAACAUCCUACGUAUCUCUCAACCAAGCCAUCACAAGACGAAACAAGAUGAAGCUGCUCCACAAGCACAAGAGCGCCUUUCUGUCGUUCGUCUCGUUCCUGGCAACGACGCCUGCUUUGGCUUCUUUUACGGCUUUACCUAAGGUUUCUUUUCAGCUUCUUUAGAUUUCUUUUCAGCUUCUUUCGAUCGCCAGCAGCAUCGCGGACCUUUCCCUCCCAUGAGCAUAAAGGGAGAGGAAACAGAUCCAAGAUGCAUGCGAAGAUGGAUUUAGCGAUCCCUCUCUGUCGGAGGGUGCACGUUUUCCCUGUGGAAGGCGCAUAAAUUCCUAUCCUACUUAUCUUAUUCUAAUCUUUUUUGUGAUGACGAAUUUGCUGAACACUGUUUAAAAAUCACCUUUCCUUCCGACGCCACGAACCUAGACAUCGGAAAGCAGUGCUAUCAAGAUGCCAUUCCUGCGGACAAGCGUUCCAGUGAGUGCGAAAAAUGGAUGCAACUGCAUAAGUUAUGUUGGAUUUUCUUUUGGUAAUUCAUUGGUGUACUCAGUUUAGGGUAUAGGAAAACGAGAAGUUGACGUAACUGCAUAAGUAAUGGAGUUUUCAUAUGGGGUAACUGUUGUACUCAGUUUAGAUUAUAGGGAAAUGACAAGUAUUGAUGUAACUGCCUAAAUUAUAUUAAAAUUUUCUACUUCUGUUUUUUUAUGUUUGUUGUACUGAAUGUUUAGUUGAUGGUUCAUUCAGUAUAGACACGGAGGGCUCUUUGAUAACUGUAAUGAUCCGCUUCAGAGAACCUCACCUAAUGUAAUGAUGAUGUAAACUACUCUGGGCCUGGUCUCAAUGCUGAUUUGGAAGAUCAGAUUGGAGACACAUGACAUGACAAGUAGUUUGUUUCUAACCCUUGCUUGUGAGACCGAAUUUGCUGGUGAACGCUGCAAAGGGAGCGCUUUCACGCCGGAUGCUGAGGUUUGUGUAAAGCAAUGGACGCCAGCCGCUGAACUGACCGAUGCCUGCAAAGCUGUGGUUGGGAGUGGCGAAGAAAAAGAGACCAAGGAAGAGGAAUUGUCUUAUGACUGAACAACGUAGACUUCCUAUGAUAACUAAAUAACUACUCGUGCGUCGUGAACAACGAUUAUCAUUAUCAUAGACUAUAUUAAUAUUUGAGGAAGUAGAUUUAUCGUGCUGUAUUAAGUGCAUCUAUGUACUUCUCAGUGGGACACUAUCUGCAGGGUCCAUAACCUAUAUUAUAUAUAACGCACUAGACUUCGCCGUCGAAAUCUGAAUGAUCUAGAUUUUACAGAUUUCAACAUUCCAUGAUGUUUUUUUAAUCUCUAGCUGCACUCCAACAUCUCUCGAUUUCUAAUUUCUCCCGGAGGCUAAGCGUCGCAGGGCCGCUCGUCGUCGCACUCGGGAAGAAGCGGCCAAGCGCGCUCGUGGCGAGAAGGAAGGAGAUAAGAAGAAGAAGACGUCGACCAAGAAGAAGUUAAGGCUUCCUCUAAUAAUCCAUCUUCAGAGAAGGCAUCCUAGGAGAGACGUUUUCAAGUGGAAAACGGAUUCAGGAUGGACCUCAGGAUGGAUAAGGGUGAGUUCUAAAGAAGGCGACCAAAAAGAAGAAAGCCGCAAAGAAGGACGACUUGUAAAUGCGAUAACGCAUUUCUUACACGCGAAUAUUCUUGGUGGAGGGGUAAGUGUGGUGAAAUGCUGAAGCAUGGGGAUCCAACUUUGGCUGAGAAGAUAUUUGAGGAAGUGGGGAGAUUGUAGUUGUGGGGGCAAUGAUUGUGGGGAGCAUAUGAUGUUGUUGAACACUGGUGAAAUUUGUGGAAAGUCUGAAAAAUAGGGGGGAUCAUGCGACGGCUUCUGACUGUUUCAUAUUCAUUGUGUUGGUGAUGGGCAUCUGAAUGUGGGGAUACACAAGAAGUUUCAGAAAUCGACUUCCGACGGGGGUGAAAGAGAGGAGAAAUUUUUUAGAGAAUCCACAAUGAUGAUGGUUAAAACUCUUCUAGUUCUAUCCUGGGAUGCAUGUAGAACAAGAGAGCGUUGGUGUUUUGGCUUACAGCCUAAUCCGGACUAAUAGAACGUCCCAGCACCCUGCGCAAUAUAGUGAAAAACUAUAACCGAAAGUCGAAAUUUUUCCGGUUCUGGCCUGCACUGAUUUAAGAGAAACAACAAAAUCUGCUUCAAAGACUCUUCAAUUCAGCCAUAUCAGCAUGAUUCGGUCUU